AAUUGAAUAAUCCAUCCAUAUCCAUAAAAAAAAAACUCUGCCUCUAAAAUUAUCAAUGGCGAAAUCUCUCCCACUUUACGAAAAGACAAAUAUCAAGAGGCCAACCCAAAGAGUAUUGGAUAUUACCAUAUUCAUCCUAUUAGUUUCUCUCAAUGCUUAUCGAGUAUUGUUGAUCUACAAUCAUGGCUUCUCCUAUCUCCAAAUCAUUGCAUUCCUUUGUGAAUUUUGGUUCUCUUUCAUUUGGUUUCUUACUAUUAUCAUCAAAUGGAACCCCGUCCAUUAUGAAACUUACCCUCAACGCCUUCUCGAACGGGAGAUGGAAUAUCCGGCGGUGGAUAUAUUUAUAACGACGGCAGAUCCGGUGUUGGAACCGCCGAUAAUAACAGUAAACACCGUGUUGUCUUUGAUGGCGUUGGAUUAUCCGGCAAACAAACUUGGUUGUUAUGUGUCCGACGACGGCUGCUCUGCUCUAACGUUGUAUGCAUUAAAAGAAGCAUUGAAAUUUGGAAAGAUUUGGGUUCCAUUUUGCAAAAAAUAUGAAAUUCAAGUUAGAGCUCCGUUUAGGUAUUUCUCGAAUGACUCAAUGCCGCCUCAUCUUCCUUCCUCCACACAAUUCCUAAAUGAUUGGUAUACGGUGAAGGUAGAGUAUGAGAAGCUUGAAGGAAAAAUAAAGGAAGCAGAAGAAAGCAGAUCAUUUGGUAUAGAAGAAGAAGAUGGAAUUGACCUGGCAGCUUUCUCCAAUCUCCACACCAAAAAUAACCAUCCCACCAUAGUUAAGAUACUGUGGGAGAACAAAGAAGUAUUAGAUGAAUUGCCACAUCUAAUAUAUGUAUCAAGGGAGAAAAGUUUCAAACAUCACCACCAUUAUAAAGCUGGUGCUAUGAACGUUUUGACAAGAGUGUCUGGUGUAUUAACAAAUGCUCCAUACAUAUUAAACGUGGAUUGCGACAUGUUUGCCAAUAAUCCCCAAGUUGUAUUACAUGCAAUGUGUGUAUUUCUCAACUCGAAAGAUGAUUUGGAAGAUAUCGGAUAUGUUCAAACUCCCCAAUGCUUCUACGAUGGCCUUAAGGAUGACCCCUUUGGAAAUCAACUAGUGGUUGUAUUCCAGUACUAUUCACGUGGGGUCAUGGGACUUCAAGGACCUCUCUAUAACGGGACUGGAUGUUUCCAUAGACGAAAUGUUUUAUAUGGCCAAUUUCCUCACCACACCACACAUUUCAUGGACGGAAAAGCUUCUGAACAAGAAUUAAUGAAACUAUUUGGAUACUCAAAAUGUUUUGCAAAGUCAGCAAGUUAUGCUUUUGAAGAAACCACACAUGGCUAUCAUCCAAAUGGCCUUUUCAAUGAUAAUCUUGAAGCUGCUAAACAAGUUGCUGGAUGUGGCUAUGAGAUCAACACUACUUGGGGUUCAAAGAUAGGGUGGAUAUAUGGAUCUACAACUGAGGAUAUUUUAACGGGCUUAGUUAUUCAAACAAGAGGGUGGAGAUCCAUUUACAUUGCAUUAAACCCUCCAGCAUUCCUAGGUUGUGCAGCCUCACAACUUGUUGCUUCAUUAACUCAACAGAAACGAUGGGUCUCUGGUUUACUUGAAAUUUUAUUCAGCAAACACUUCCCUGUUUUUGGUACACUAUUUGGGAAGCUACAAUGGAAGCAAUGUGCAGCCUACUUAUGGCUCCUCACUUGGGGCCUUCGUUCCAUUCCAGAGCUUUCCUAUGCUUUACUUCCACCCUAUUGUCUCAUCACUAACUCCUCUUUCUUCCCGAAUAUGGAAGAAAGAUCAAUCUCCAUCCCAAUUUUUCUGUUCAUCAUUUACAACUUUCAACAAUUAUUACUAUACAAAGAAACAGGACAAUCAAUAAGAGCUUGGUGGAAUAACCAAAGAAUGGGAAGGGUAAACACAAUGUGUGCAUGGUUGUUUGGAUUAGGGAAUGUGGUUCUAAAGUUUUUGGGUGUAAGGGAAGUUGUGUUCGAAGUAACAAAGAAAGAGACAUAUUGUGAGGCAGACUUGGUGGGGCAUUUCAUGUUUGAUGAGUCCGCAAUGUUUGUGCCAGCGACGACCCUUUUAUUGCUCCAACUUAUUGCUUUGCUUAUGAGCUUCAUAAGACAAGCUGGGAGAAUGAGAAAUACAGUGCUUGAGGUGAUUUGUAGUGUAUGGUUAGUUUUAUGCUUUUGGCCAUUUUUAAAGGGAAUCUUUGUGUUUGGUAAAGGAAGAUAUGGACUUCCUUUCAGCACCAUCUACAAAUCAGCUGCCUUAGCAUUGUUGUUUGUGCUUUUGUGCCAAAGAACAACCGUGAAUUAACUUAGAUACUUUGCGACGAUGGAUGGUAGCUAGUAUUUUUAUUUUAUUUGAUAGCCUCAAUUAUAUGUAGAGGGUGGUAGAUUUAAGCUUCUAAACUCUCAGUCAAAGGUGUUGCAUACGUAUGCUCUCAUGUUUGUCCAAGUCCAUUUAUUUUGAGUGAUUGUGACCUCUUUGUUAGAUUAUAUAUAAAAAUAUAUUAAAUUUACUGUUACCCAUUAA
Messenger RNA from Cucumis melo (muskmelon), 2518 nucleotides. RefSeq names its product cellulose synthase-like protein H1. The transcript is spliced from 9 exons. The record is from RefSeq and is a predicted model, not a curated record. Lineage: Eukaryota; Viridiplantae; Streptophyta; Magnoliopsida; Cucurbitales; Cucurbitaceae. Gene Ontology annotation, molecular function: mannan synthase activity; cellulose synthase (UDP-forming) activity. Gene Ontology annotation, biological process: cellulose biosynthetic process; plant-type primary cell wall biogenesis. Gene Ontology annotation, cellular component: plasma membrane; trans-Golgi network. The coding region runs from base 56 to 2299 and encodes 747 amino acids.